Molecule: messenger RNA, 484 nt
Organism: Cylas formicarius (sweet potato weevil)
Lineage: Eukaryota; Metazoa; Arthropoda; Insecta; Coleoptera; Brentidae
Exons: 3
Coding region: 27-464 (145 amino acids)
Source: RefSeq, a predicted model, not a curated record
ACCUUUCUAGGCUGCCAGCUUUCUAAAUGUCAAAAAAGGCGCAGUGGUACACCCCGGUUGCCCGAUUGAAGAAUAGGGAGCAAGUAUGGGAAAUAAUAGAAAGAAAAGGAUGGAAAAGCGAAAAGGUGAAUACGGAAAAAGAAAUUUCGUAUUUCGACGCGGCUCCGCGCUAUACACAUUUGUUGGAAUAUGAUCGUUAUUUCGCGUUCACAAAAGCAUUUCCGUUGUGGGAUCCGAGGAAACCGAAGGAUAAUAGAAAGUAUUUGCCUACCGUACGGGAAAACAUAUUUGAACAAGAAAAGGAUAAACAUGUACCGGUGCUGACGUCACUCAAUUACGGGAGGCCAACCCUGAUUCCGUACGACGAAGUUGAGGGCGCUCUUAAAAGAUCACACGCCACGUCAGAUUUCUAUAGGAAACGUGGAGUUUUCGACGCCGAAGAAUACCCAGCGGGGAAAUGCUAAUUUGUUCAACCCGCGCCUUA